Messenger RNA from Mus caroli (Ryukyu mouse), 2139 nucleotides. NCBI's taxonomy places the organism in Eukaryota, Metazoa, Chordata, Mammalia, Rodentia, Muridae. The record is from RefSeq and is a predicted model, not a curated record.
AGAGUCCAGAGCACAGCUUAUCUGCAUCAACAUUUCCUUAGAUGUGGGAGGAGUCUUUGGUGGGGAUAAAUAGUUCAGCAAACAGUGGAGAGAACAGACCAGGAAGGCAGCAGCCCUGACCACCAGGAGCCAGCUAUCACAGGCACUAGCAGCUGGCUCAGCUCUACAGGAGAAGAGAGCAAUGGCUGGUAUCUCCCCUGCUGUCUUUGGCUUCCCAGAUGUCACCUUGGAAAGGAACACUGCAGUCCAUGAAGUCCAAGAAAAUGUCACAUCAGUGGACACUUUAACACUGGCCUCCAGCAACACUGACUUUGCCUUCAGCCUCUACAGGGAGCUGGUUUUGAAGAAUCCACAUAAAAAUGUUGUUUUCUCCCCAUUCAGCAUCUCCACUGCCUUGGCCCUCCUGUCCCUGGGAGCAAAGAGCAACACCCUGAAGGAAAUUCUAGAAGGUCUCAAGUUCAAUCUCACAGAGACCCCUGAACCAGACAUCCACCAGGGCUUUAGGUACUUGCUAGACCUUCUCAGUCAGCCUGGGGACCAGGUUCAGAUCAACACAGGCAGUGCCCUGUUUAUUGAAAAGCACCUGCAGAUCCUGGCAGAGUUCAAGGAGAAGGCAAGGGCUCUGUACCAGGCUGAGGCCUUCACAGCAGACUUCCAGCAGCCUCGUGAGGCCAAAAAGCUCAUCAAUGACUAUGUGAGCAAACAUACCCAGGGGAAGAUCAAGGAACUGAUCUCACACCUGAAUAAGGAUACAUGGAUAGUACUGGUGAAUUACAUCUACUUUAAAGGUAAAUGGAAAAUGCCCUUUGACCCGAAUCGUACAUUUAAGUCAGAGUUCUAUUUGGAUGAGAAGAGGUCUGUGAAUGUGUCCAUGAUGAAAAUUGAUAACUUGAGGACACCCUACUUCCGGGAUGAGGAGCUGACCUGCAGUGUGGUGGAGCUGAAGUACACAGGAAAUGCCAGCGCCCUGUUCAUCCUCCCUGACCAGGGCAGGAUGCAGCAGGUUGAAGCCAGCUUGCAACCAGAGACCCUGAGGAAGUGGAAGAAAUCUCUGAAGCCCAGGAUGAUAGAUGAGCUCUGCCUGCCCAAGUUCUCCAUCUCCACCGACUACAGCCUGGAGCACAUCCUUCCUGAGCUGGGCAUCAGGGAAGUCUUCUCCAAACAGGCUGACCUGUCUGGGAUCACAGAAGCCAAGGAUCUGAGAACUUCUCAGGUGGUCCACAAAGCUGUGCUGGAUGUGGGUGAGACAGGCACAGAAGCAGCUGCUGGCACAGGAUAUCAAAAUCUCCAAUGUUGUCAAGGUGUAAUCUACUCUAUGAAAAUAUAUUUCGACAGGCCAUUCCUGAUGAUUAUCUCUGACACAAACACUCAUAUUGCCCUCUUUAUGGCAAAAGUUACAAAUCCAGAGAGUGAUGAGAACUUCCUAAAUAAGGAGUAUGCUUUUCCCCAACUGCUGGAAAUUAUGCCUGAACAUAGGUCUGUCUGCACAUGUUGCCUUCCAUGUUUGAAUAGACAGUGACACUGACCAACUCUGUCAUAUCCUCAUGCAGAGAAACAAGCCUAUGGCUAGUUAUCGUCAGACUCCCUGUCUUGAUGGUAGCACUAAAUCAAGUUCCUGACCUGAAAUUUGUGUUAUUCCCCGUCCCUGCUGUCUCCACUGUAUCUGCUUCAACCCAAAACGCUGGGACCAUCAGUGAGGCUCUCUUCUAACUUAGGCUCUGCUUAUUUCUGCCUUCAGCUUUUCAGUCAUGAUGGGACUAUACAAGUUUACAGGCCAACCCAUAAGGAUUAAGAAGGGAACCUGCAGCUCUGGGCCUAUCUCAGCAUCUGAAAUGUUUGGUGCCCCGUUCUACCUUACUCUUGCCUUCCUCUGGGCAGAGCUAUUCUCAGCCCCUGCAUAGUCUCCUGGCCCCACCCAGAUCUGGUACAGGUGGAGAUCUCAGCCCUGCAGCUGCAUGGGGCUUGUGGUUCAGGGCAGUUCUUCUACCCCUAGCACUCCUACUCAGGAUAGAGAAGUAUCCUAACCCUAAGUGUCCAGUUGACCAACCUCACAAGACAGAUGGACACCUCCACCUUCAUCACACAAAUUGAAAGGGCAGGAGCUAAGGAUCAAUAAACAUGUAACUGCAUUGAAUGUGA